Molecule: messenger RNA, 1722 nt
Organism: Postia placenta MAD-698-R-SB12
Lineage: Eukaryota; Fungi; Basidiomycota; Agaricomycetes; Polyporales; Adustoporiaceae
Exons: 8
Coding region: 1-1722 (573 amino acids)
Molecular function (GO): oxidoreductase activity
Source: RefSeq, a predicted model, not a curated record
AUGUCGCCUACUCCAGCUCUCAAGCGCGUUUGUAUUAUUGGGGCAGGCGCGUCUGGCAUGUCUGCGGCGUACGCGCUCAGCCGUCACCCUGACAAAUAUGAGGUGACGGUUUACGACAAGCAGAGCGUCACAGGGGGCAUGGCGACGUCCAUCGACAUCGACGCCGACAAGUAUGGCGCUUCGUAUAUCAACGACGGUGUGCAAGGUUGCAGCCCUGUCUUCGCGAACACCAUACGGAUGUUUAGGAUGCUCGGCUUUGAGGCAACCGAGGUGGGGAUGCAAAUUAGCUUCGGCAAGGAUAAGGAUUUUUGGACCAAUGUCUUCCCCACAAAUCUCGUGGCAAAGUUCCAGAGCGAUAUUAAGAAAUUCGGACAUGCUCUCUCAACCAUCAAGACGUUUGAACCUAUCUUUGCCAUGAUACCGGUUCACGUUAUGUUAAGAAUGUUUGGAUUCUCCAACGACUUCGGAGAAAAGAUGGUGUAUCCCCUUGUAGCCCUCUUCUUUGGCACGGGGAACCAAACUCCUUACAUAUCUUCAGCUAUUCUGGAGCGUGUAUUCAAAGACCCCAGCAUGCGUCUGUUUGAGUAUUCAGAGAAGAGCCUUCUCGCGAGCAUCCCUACCAUGCUCGCGUUCCCGAAGCUGCACGAUGUCUACCAGGCAUGGAGAGAAGAAAUCGAGUCUCACGGCAACGUAAAAUUCAAGCUUCACCACGAAGUUGUUGAGGUGGUCGCGCGCCACAGCAAGGGAAGAUCGUCGGUGUCCAGCCCCGUGCACAUCAAGUACAAGGUCGCUCAUGGCGGUCUCGAGAGUCAGCACAGAGAGAACUACUUCGACGAGCUUAUUCUUGCAGUGGAUGCGGACUCGUGCCUGAAGAUACUGGGAAAGCAGGCGUCUUGGAUGGAAAAGAAGGUCCUGGGCAACGUGAAAUACCUCUAUGACGUCACAAUCACACACAACGACCACGAUUACAUGCGCAAGUAUUAUGAAACAACCUACAACCCUGAACAUAACGCGCCCCUCGAGGCAAACUCUCCCGCUCAAGAUCGCCGCGAGACGGAACAGUCGUUCGCCUUCGCUGAAGAACAUUUCCGUCCGCUAUACUACACCAUGCAGUACCCGCAGGACAAGUCUAAGAUCGAGAUGAGCUUCGAUCUCACGCACUAUCAGCCCCAGUUCCGUGGCGAGAAACCUGCCGGACCGAUUGAUCCUCAAGACAAGUCUGAGCACCGGAACGAGUGCAACCCCUCCGCCGUGACGCGUGGCGCUCAGGAUGAAAGCAAGGGAACGAUCGGCGAGUCUGCGCGCACAGGCAAGGACGAUAAGGGCUGCGCCGAGCCACCGCUCGAGCAGCAUGUCUUUCAGACUAUUUUUCUCGAUCGUGACGGCUCGCAGGAUCUGUGGACGUGGAAGGACAUCAACCCCGAGAAGAAAAUCUACGAGAAGUGGUGGAAGCAGCAAAGUCAUCGCUGGCAGCACUACGCGGGCACUGUGCCCUGGAUGAUGUGGAUCAAUGGCAAGAACAAUACCUACUAUGCAGGUGCUUGGUCGGUGCUCAACAUGCAUGAACUUGCCGUUACUUCUGGCUUCGCCGCCGCCUAUCGCCUGGGCGCGGAGUACCCCUUCCAUAGCGACGAAGACUGUGAACGACUAUUUAGAAUGUACCUCGCAGCAAGCCACGGUGUCAGGAUGCGCAAAGAAGACAGAAAGGGUCUAUUGGCCUGA